Molecule: messenger RNA, 1650 nt
Organism: Aspergillus pseudotamarii
Lineage: Eukaryota; Fungi; Ascomycota; Eurotiomycetes; Eurotiales; Aspergillaceae
Product: lytic polysaccharide monooxygenase auxiliary activity family 9 protein
Exons: 1
Coding region: 512-1618 (368 amino acids)
Source: RefSeq, a predicted model, not a curated record
AGUCAAUGUUCCUGGCGGAGCGUCUCGCUCUUGGACACUAAAUUUCCCUGGGCGUUGGUGGACCUGCAGGCAAGUGCUUGUCUUUCAUCAAUCUCAGACUCUUCCACAGCACUAUCGCUAAUCGAGGUGAAUCUCCUCCUAUCGGAAAAUUAGACCGGUAGUGGAGUUGGGUGCUGGACUUAAUCUAUGUGUAGCAGAGCUAUCGACAAUGAACCUUCAUUAAUUUCGAAGUAGUCUGGUCUGAGCGUUUGCCCAGUCUCGACAUCUUGAAGACUAUGACCGACAGCAUUAUAAAAGCAGUCAUCUCGCGAUGAUGGUUAACGUAUCCUUCUCUUCCUCAUCAGCUUUACAUUCCUUUCUUUCUUUAGGGUCUUGGAACCUGCCAUUCUCUUCCUUCUCUUAUACUGUCUUCAUUGAUUGAAGAUCAUUCUUUUCAUCCCUUCCCACUUCGGUCCUUUCAAACCACGAGAAACGCUGCGCGUUGAUCAGUUCAAAAAUUUCCCCUAUCAAAAUGUCUAUCGCUAAGAUUGCUGGUGUCGUCCUCGGCUCGGCCGCUUUGGUCGCCGGUCACGGUUACGUCUCUGGUGCCGUCGUUGACGGACAGUACUACUCUGGAUAUGACAUGUCCUACCACUACAUGUCUGACCCCCCCAAGGUCAUUGGAUGGUCGACUGAUGCCACCGACCUCGGAUUCGUUGACGGUAGCUCAUAUGCCGAUGCCGACAUUAUCUGCCACAAGAACGCCAAGAACGGCGCUAUCUCUGCUGAGGUCGCUGCUGGCAAGCAGGUCGAGCUGCAGUGGACUGACUGGCCCGAGAGUCACAAGGGUCCUGUCAUCACCUACCUCGCCAACUGCAACGGUGACUGCGCCACUGUCGACAAGACCCAGCUCGAGUUCUUCAAGAUCGAUGAGAAGGGCCUCAUCAGCGGCAGUGACAACACUUGGGCUUCCGACAACCUGAUCUCCAGCAACAACAGCUGGACCGUGACCAUUCCCAGCAGCAUUGCCGCCGGCAACUAUGUUAUGCGUCACGAAAUCAUUGCCCUUCACUCCGCGGGCAACAAGGAUGGCGCUCAGAACUACCCCCAGUGUCUCAACUUCAAGGUCACCGGCGGUGGUAGCGACAAGCCCGAGGGUACCCUCGGUACUGCUCUCUACAAGGACACCGACCCUGGUAUCCUGGUCAACAUCUACCAGACCCUGUCCUCCUACACCAUCCCCGGCCCUGCUCUCUACUCUGGCAGCUCUUCUGGCGGCUCCUCCGGCAGCUCCAGCGCCGCUCCCUCCGCUACCGCCAGUGCUUCUGCUUCUGCCACUGCUGCUCCUGUCCAGACUAGCACCGCCACCGCUUACCAGACCUCCACUGCUGUUGCCAGCGUCACUGUCACUGGCUCUGCUCCCGCUCAGACCCACGUCCAGGCCACCAGCUCUUCGGCUGCUGCUUCCACUCCCACCGCUAGCUCUGGCGCCAGCUCUGGCUCUGGAUCCAGCUCCAGCUCCGGCGACCUGACCGAUUACUUCAACUCUCUGAGCGCUGACGAGCUCUUGAACGUUAUCAAGCAGACUCUCUCUUGGCUUGUCACCGACAAGAUCCACGCUCGUGACAUCUCUGCAUAGAUUUGCCAUCGUGAAGUGGUUUCGGACCGAAU